Molecule: messenger RNA, 2787 nt
Organism: Tigriopus californicus
Lineage: Eukaryota; Metazoa; Arthropoda; Copepoda; Harpacticoida; Harpacticidae
Gene: Sec23
Product: protein transport protein Sec23A-like
Exons: 10
Coding region: 271-2640 (789 amino acids)
Biological process (GO): endoplasmic reticulum to Golgi vesicle-mediated transport; intracellular protein transport; COPII-coated vesicle budding
Cellular component (GO): endoplasmic reticulum exit site; COPII vesicle coat
Molecular function (GO): zinc ion binding; GTPase activator activity
Source: RefSeq, a predicted model, not a curated record
UCCGAGCUCGACAUCUCUCGAGAUCUGACGCAAGCCAACCCAAUCAAUGAACUGACGGACUGAUUCUGGCCGACAGUGAUUGCUGCCUCCCGAGGAUUGAACCCCCAGUUGGACCCGUGUUUGGUGCCCCAAUCCGGACCCCCCAGCUCGUAUCUCAGCCCUAGGUGAUCGGCCGGAUUCGCCUGGCUUUGAACCUACGCGAAUAAACCACGGACGGGUGUGGGCGGAAUCCAUCGACUUGACGCAGUUCUCGUGCACGCGGGAAGCAGGAUGGCCACGUAUCAGGAAUAUAUGCAAGCGAAUGAGGAUCGGGAUGGGGUGCGCUUGUCUUGGAAUGUGUGGCCUUCGUCUCGUUUGGAAGCCACCCGCAUGGUGGUGCCCUUGGGCGCUUUUUACACGCCUUUGAAGGAACGCCCGGAUCUGCCACCCAUCCAAUAUGACCCGGUACUCUGCGCGCGCCAAUCCUGUAAGGCCAUCCUCAAUCCCAUGUGCCAAGUGGACUUCCGGGCUAAGCUCUGGGUAUGCAACUUCUGCUUCAACCGCAACACGUUCCCGCCCCAAUACGCGGCCAUCUCGGAGCAGAACCAACCCGCCGAGCUCAUUCCCCAAUUCUCCACCUUGGAGUACACCAUCACGCGGGCGCCCACUUUGCCGCCCGUGUUCCUGUACGCCGUGGACACCUGCAUGGAAGAAGACGAGCUGGGCGCCUUGAAGGAGUCCCUUCAGAUGUCGUUGUCGUUGUUGCCGCCUAACGCGCUCAUUGGCUUGAUCACUUUCGGCAAGAUGGUGCAAGUCCAUGAAUUGGGAUGCGAGGGCAUCGCCAAGAGUUACGUUUUCCGGGGAACCAAGGACUACUCGGCUAAGCAGGUUCAAGAUAUGCUGGGCAUUGGACGUGGACCCAAUACUGGAGGAGGAGCUCCGGCGGGUCCGCCCGGAGGUCCUCGUCCGGGACAACCCGGUGUCAUGCAGCCCACGCCCACCCCGCCCGCUAAUAAGUUUUUACAACCCGUGGCCAAAUGCGACAUGAGCCUGACGGAUCUGUUGGGGGAGCUACAACGGGACCCUUGGCCCGUGAAUCAAGGUAAACGGCCUCUGCGCUCGUCGGGCGUGGCCAUGUCCAUCGCGGUGGGUCUGUUGGAGGCCUCCUACCCUAAUUGUGGUGCCCGAGUGAUGAUGUUCGUGGGUGGGGCUUGCUCUCAGGGCCCGGGACAAGUAGUGAACGAUGAGCUCAAAUUCCCCAUUCGAUCGCAUCACGACAUUGAGAAGGACAAUGCGAAGUAUAUGAAGAAGGCCAUCAAACAUUUCGAGGCCUUGGCUAAUCGUGCGGCUACCAACGGUCAUGCCAUUGAUAUCUAUUCUUGCGCUUUGGAUCAAACUGGCUUGAUGGAGAUGAAAGCCUGUUGCAAUUAUACUGGUGGACACAUGGUCAUGGGUGACUCGUUUAACUCGUCUCUGUUCAAGCAGACCUUCCAAAGGGUUUUCGUCAAGGACGCCAACGACCAUUUCAAGAUGGCCUUUAAUGCCACCCUCGAGGUCAAGUGUUCGCGUGAGCUCAAGAUUCAAGGGGCCAUUGGUGCUUGUUACUCGGCUCAAAGGAAGGACUCUACCGUGUCGGAAAUGGAAGUGGGUCUGGGUGGGACCACGGCCUGGAAGUUCUGCACACUCGGUCCCAACACGACCACGGCCGUGUUCUUUGAAGUGGUGAACCAACAUGGAGCCCCCAUUCCGCAAGGUGGGAGGGGUUGCAUUCAGUUCAUCACGCAAUACCAGCACGCCUCCGGCCAGCGACGAGUACGCGUGACGACGUUAGCUCGGAAUUGGGCCGAUCCGACCUCGGCUCUUCAACAUAUUCAGGCCAGCUUCGACCAGGAAUGUGCGGCCGUGCUCAUGGGUCGAAUGGCGGUUUGGCGAGCGGAUAACCAAGAUGAAGGUCCCGACGUCUUGCGAUGGGUGGAUCGAAUGCUAAUUCGCUUGUGCCAGAAGUUUGGGGAAUACCAUAAGGAUGACACGAACUCGUUCCGCCUUCCCGAUAAUUUCACACUAUAUCCCCAAUUCAUGUUCCACCUACGUCGUUCGCAGUUCUUGCAAGUGUUCAAUAACUCGCCGGAUGAGACCUCGUUCUACCGGGCUUGUUUGUAUCGCGAGGACAUGAAUCAAUGUCUCAUCAUGAUCCAGCCCCUAUUGUACGCCUACACUUUCAACGGACCCCCGGUGCCGGUUCUAUUGGACACGUCCUCGAUUCAGCCCGAUCGAAUUCUUCUCAUGGACACGUUUUUCCAGCUUCUGAUUUUCCACGGAGAGACUAUCGCUCAAUGGAGAAAUGCUGGCUACCAUGAAUUGCCAGAGUAUGAGAACUUCAAGCAACUACUAGAAGCCCCCGUAGCAGACACCACCGAGAUCCUACAGACGCGAUUCCCCGUGCCUCGUUAUAUCAGUACGGAACAGGGCGGUUCUCAGGCUAGGUUCUUACUCUGCAAGGUCAACCCAUCUCAGACCCAUAACAAUGCCAUGUAUGGCGGGGAUAUUUCCAUCGGAGGUUCAAAUGCAGGGGAUAGCGGUGCCCCCGUAUUGACUGACGAUGUGAGUUUACAAGUGUUCAUGGAACAUUUGAAGAAGCUGUCGGUGAGCUCGCAAGCCUAGAAUUUGACGAGGAACUGCCACAUAAUCCACGAGUUCCCACGCAUUUCUUGGUUGGGUUGAUUUCACAAAGACCAUAUUCAUUAUGUCUGUUUACUUUUUUCCUACAUAUUUUAUUGAUGACAAGCUGAAUAAAUCUGCAAGAACGAA